GCGCCGGGGGCGACAGCAACAAAGGGCGGCGGGCGGCCGGCGGCGGUGACCGCGUCUCCCGGUGCUUCCCUCAGGUCACGCACGCCGGCCCCGCCUGCCCUGCUCCAGAUGAAGUGUGAGCACUGCACGCGGAAGGAAUGUAGUAAAAAGACGAGAACCGAAGGCCCGGAGAAUGCGGCGGCCGGCGCGCCGAGUCCGGCCCAGGACGGCGGCGAGAAGGGAGAAUUCCAUAAGUUGGCUGACGCCAGGAUAUUUCUGAGUGACUGCCUAGCGUGUGACAGCUGUGUGACUGCAGAGGAGGGAGCCCAAGUUUCCCAGCAGAACGCCAGGGACUUCUUCCGUGUCCUGAACCUUAACAAGAAAUGUGAUGCCUCAAAGCACAAGGUGCUGGUAGUGUCCGUGUGUCCCCAGUCUCUGCCUUAUUUUGCUGCUAAAUUCAGCCUGAGUGUCACGGAUGCAUCCAGAAGACUCUGUGGCUUCCUCAAAAGUCUUGGGGUGCACUACGUCUUCGACAUGACAGUGGCUGCGGACUUCAGCCUCCUGGAGAGCCAGAGAGAGUUCGUGCGGCGCUACCAGCAGCACAGUGAGGAGGAGCCCACGCUGCCCAUGCUGACCUCGGCCUGCCCUGGCUGGGUCCGAUACGCGGAGCGGGUGCUGGGUCGCCCCGUCACGCCCCACCUGUGCACUGCCAAGUCUCCCCAGCAGAUCAUGGGCUCUCUGGUGAAGGAUUACUUCGCCAGGCGGCAGAACCUGUCCCCAGACAAGAUCUUCCAUGUCAUUGUGGCCCCGUGCUAUGACAAGAAACUGGAGGCCCUUCGAGAAGACGUUCCCACCGCUUUGCAUGGUUCCCGGGGUGCUGACUGCGUGUUAACCUCAGGUGAAAUCACUCAGAUAAUGGAACAAAGCGACCUCUCGGUGCAAGACGCUGCCGUGGACACUCUGUUUGGGGACCUGGAGGAGGAGGGGGUCCGGCGCCACGACAGCGCCCGCUCCGACGGGUACCUGGCGCACAUCUUCAGACACGCGGCCAAGGAGCUGUUCAAUGAGGACGUGGGGGAGGUCACCUGCCGCGCCCUCAGAAACAAGGACUUCCGGGAGGUCACGCUCGAGAAGAGCGGGGAGGUUCUGCUGCACUUCGCUGCUGCGUAUGGCUUUCGCAACCUCCAGAACGUGGUCCUGAAGCUGAAGAAGGGCAGGCUGCCGUUCCACUUCGUGGAGGUCCUCGCCUGCGCCGGGGGGUGCUUAAGCGGCAGGGGCCAAGCCCAGGCGGAGGACGGGCGCGCAGACAGGGCGCUGCUGCGGCAGAUGGAAGGCAUCUACGCCGCCAUCCCGGUGCGGCCCCCGGAGACCAACGCCCACGUGCAGGAGCUGUACCAGGAGUGGCUGGGCGGGGCCGACUCCCCCAGGGUCCAGGAGGCCCUGCACACGGCCUACCAGGGCCCGGGACAGGCCGCCAGCAGCCGGGACAUCAAGUGGUAGAGGCGCAGCACACCGGGCCUGCAGGCUGCCUGAGGAGGGGGCGGUGUCAGAGACACCUGAAGAAAAAGCCCAGCUUUUCUUUCUUCGCUUUGGUUUUCAGAAUUCCCUGCUUCCCGCCCGUGGACGGCCCCCUCAGUCUGAUGGGGGCGCUGUCCCAUCAUGUGUGUGGUUGGGACAGCGCAUCUGGAGAGAAGGGUUGCCCUAAUUUAUGUAUCCUUUUAUCCUAAGCUGAGAAAAAUCCCAAAGAACAAGAGUGGAGACAGACUACUGUCUUUUAGGCUUAAAAAAAAAUCCAAAAGUGUCCUGCGAAAAGCUAAGACCCUGUUCUGGUUCAUGUGCCUCAGAAAGAUUGGACGUGGAAAGGAAGAUGCGGCUGGGGGGCUGCGGGGUCGCCUGGUUUGGACCCCAACUUUGGCCACAAUGUGAAUAAACUGCCACCUUUUGGAAUCGGGGCUCACACACAAAUCUGGACGUCCAACUUUUCGUGCAAAGAAUCAAAGUUCGGCAGCGCAGGCCGCAGCCCUCCCGGAACCAGGUCCGGCCGUGGGGGUCAGCGGCACUGGAGCUGAAGCCCCACGCGCGCCCUUUCACGUGUGCGAUCUGGGCUGCCCGCCCCUUGGGGGGGGGGCGUGUCAUGGGUGACAGGCGUCGCAGGGGGAAGGCUAGAGGGGGCGGGGGCCGCCCUGCUCAGCCCCUGCCUGCGUGGGGUCGCGCAGCUGGAGGCCGUCCUGUCCAGCCCGUGGUUGGGUGAGACACCUUAGCUUCCUCGCGUGUCCACCGGUCACACAGCGAGCCUGGCCGCUCCGCCGGGCCCCAGGCGGCCCUCUGCGCGCCGACCGCGCCCUGCCCUGCCCUUCUGCCCGCAGGGCUUGCCUUAAGUGAGAGGGAAGAGGGCCUGCCCGGGGACGGGUAAUCAGAAAGGGCUCGCCCCCACCUACAGCACCCGGAGCCCUGUGCCCGUCAGGGCCUGUCCCGUGAAGCGGGACCCGUGCCUGGCCCAGGGCUGGUUGCCCAAAGCACUUGGAUUUUGUUAACAUGAGGAGGACGGUCUUCUCGAACCCCUCAGCCUGUUAGGUUUCCCUCAUCGCUCGGCCAUUGUACCUGUACACCCAUCUGGGUUGAUAAAAC
Messenger RNA from Pteronotus mesoamericanus, 2607 nucleotides. It is a transcript of the gene NARF, whose product is annotated as nuclear prelamin A recognition factor. Lineage: Eukaryota; Metazoa; Chordata; Mammalia; Chiroptera; Mormoopidae. Gene Ontology annotation, cellular component: lamin filament. The transcript is spliced from 11 exons. The record is from RefSeq and is a predicted model, not a curated record. The coding region runs from base 109 to 1479 and encodes 456 amino acids. Gene Ontology annotation, molecular function: lamin binding.